AUGUCAUCACAAAAUGGAGGGGUAGUCCAUCAGAGUACAAGCGAGAGGAAAGAGAAACGAAAAACUGUCCGCCGUGACCCAGAGAAGAGACGGCAACAGAAUGUCCAAGCGCAACGAAAGUACCGAGAAAAGCUGCGUAAGCGCAUGGAUCAACUUGAAGCCAUUGCAGCAUCUGCGGCGCAAACCUGUCCUAUUGAAGGUGCAACAGCUGCGAGUACACGCCCGUCUGAGGGUGCCUCCAGGGAUAGCUCAUCCAGCACGCCGUUGGAUAUCAGUACAAUAGACCUCUCUGCAUACGAUGCCUCUGAUCUAUCUGUUUCAACUGUAUUGGCCGUAACCCCAGAUCAGUGCCAGUAUCCUCCUCAGCAGUUAGAUAGCGGCCUGUCGGCAUUGUCCACUUGGGAUCCUAGAACAUAUCUGCAAUUAGACGACCCGGAUUCAUCGUUGCGCGCAUGGAACUCUACAAAUUUUGUCGAUCCUUCUCUUCUCAUCUGUGACAAAAAGAACGACAGUCAUGGUCCAUACUGGACGGCCACCGUCAGUUGCGGCUGCUCGAAACCACAUGUCCAGAUACGGACGCACGGCCCUGACCCAUGUUCCUACGGUGAUAUCAAAAUACUCUCAAUUGGACCGGGUUCACCCGCCGCAGAUCCAUGCGCCAACCAGCUUCGCAUCGAAACGGUCUGCACUGUAUCUGCACUGUACGCUAUUGGGACCCAUGUUGGCAUUACCGAGGAGCUGAUCUGCGCCGACGACUCUCUCUCUCCGUUCUUCCGGUUCACUGUGGACUCGGCGGAGGAUACAGCCGAGACCGACAUGAUUUGCGCAGUGCAGAGAAUAUUCAAGACUCUGAAACCAGAUUUGAGGCCCACUAAGGAACAAAUUACCGUCAGGCAUCAUCCCUUCAUCGAUAUUGUACCCUUUCCGACGUUGCGUAGGAACCUCAUCAAAUACCAGGAUGAGUUCGACGAGGAUGAGUUCUUCCAUGACAUGUUGACCGGUCUGGUGUGUUGGGGCGGUGCGGGUGUCGGAAAGAGGGAUCGGAAUCUCUCCGCCGGUUAUGCUUCGACGGGUACACCGUGGGACGUCCGCAGCUGGGAAGCAAGAGAUUGGUUUAUCAAGAAGUAUUGGAGGUUGCUAGGUGGUGAAGAUGGAGAACUCGUUCGCCAGAGUGAAUGGUGGCGCAGUAUCAGAGGGGAGGACCGACUGAACGUGGAGGCCGUGGGAGUCAUUGAAGCAAUAUGA
Messenger RNA from Aspergillus lentulus, 1245 nucleotides. Lineage: Eukaryota; Fungi; Ascomycota; Eurotiomycetes; Eurotiales; Aspergillaceae. The record is from RefSeq and is a predicted model, not a curated record.